Molecule: messenger RNA, 7275 nt
Organism: Knipowitschia caucasica
Lineage: Eukaryota; Metazoa; Chordata; Actinopteri; Gobiiformes; Gobiidae
Source: the annotation of a GenBank genome assembly
AUGGAUCGCUCUCUCACCAUGGGCGCUCCACGAUCGCUCUCACCAUGGAUCGCUCUCUCACCAUGGAUCGCUCUCUCACCAUGGAUCGCUCUCUCACCAUGGAUCGCUCUCUCACCAUGGAUCGCUCUCACCAUGGAUCGCUCUCACCAUGGAUCGCUCUCACCAUGGAUCGCUCUCUCACCAUGGAUUGCUCUCACCAUGGAUCGCUCUCUCACCAUGGAUCUCUCUCUCACCAUGGAUCGCUCUCACCAUGGAUCGCUCUCACCAUGGAUCGCUCUCACCGUGGAUCGCUCUCUCACCGUGGAUCGCUCUCUCACCGUGGAUCGCUCUCUCACCAUGGAUCGCUCUCUCACCAUGGAUCGCUCUCACCAUGGAUCGCUCUCACCAUGGAUCGCUCUCACCAUGGAUCGCUCUCUCACCAUGGAUUGCUCUCACCAUGGAUCGCUCUCUCACCAUGGAUCUCUCUCUCACCAUGGAUCGCUCUCACCAUGGAUCGCUCUCACCAUGGAUCGCUCUCUCACCAUGGAUCGCUCUCUCACCAUGGAUCGCUCUCUCACCAUGGAUCUCUCUCUCACCAUGGAUCGCUCUCACCAUGGAUCGCUCUCACCAUGGAUCGCUCUCACCAUGGAUCGCUCUCUCACCAUGGAUUGCUCUCACCAUGGAUCGCUCUCUCACCAUGGAUCUCUCUCUCUCACCAUGGAUCGCUCUCACCAUGGAUCGCUCUCACCAUGGAUCGCUCUCACCAUGGAUCGCUCUCACCAUGGAUUGCUCUCUCACCAUGGAUCGCUCUCUCACCAUGGAUCGCUCUCACCAUGGAUCGCUCUCUCACCAUGGAUCGCUCUCUCACCAUGGAUCGCUCUCUCACCAUGGAUCGCUCUCUCACCAUGGAUUGCUCUCACCAUGGAUCGCUCUCACCAUGGAUCGCUCUCACCAUGGAUCUCUCUCUCACCAUGGAUCGCUCUCUCACCAUGGAUCGCUCUCACCAUGGAUCGCUCUCUCACCAUGGAUCGCUCUCUCACCAUGGAUCGCUCUCUCACCAUGGAUCGCUCUCACCAUGGAUCGCUCUCUCACCAUGGAUCUCUCUCACCAUGGAUCUCUCUCACCAUGGAUCGCUCUCACCAUGGAUCUCUCUCAUUCCAUGGAUCUCUCUCUCACCAUGGAUCGCUCUCACCAUGGAUCGCUCUCUCACCAUGGAUCGCUCUCUCACCAUGGAUCGCUCUCACCAUGGAUCGCUCUCUCACCAUGGAUCGCUCUCACCAUGGAUCCCUCUCUCACCCUGUAUCGCUCUCACCAUGGAUCGCUCUCUCACCAUGGAUCGCUCUCACCAUGGAUCGCACUCACCAUGGAUCGCUCUCUCACCAUGGAUCGCUCUCUCACCAUGGAUCGCUCUCACCAUGGAUCGCUCUCACCAUGGAUCGCUCUCACCAUGGAUUGCUCUCUCACCGUGGAUCGCUCUCUCACCAUGGAUCGCUCUCUCACCAUGGAUCGCUCUCACCAUGGAUCGCUCUCUCACCAUGGAUCGCUCUCACCAUGGAUCGCACUCACCAUGGAUCGCUCUCUCACCAUGGAUCGCUCUCUCACCAUGGAUCGCUCUCACCAUGGAUCGCUCUCACCAUGGAUCUCUCUCUCACCAUGGAUCGCUCUCUCACCAUGGAUCGCUCUCACCAUGGAUCGCUCUCUCACCAUGGAUGGAUCGCUCUCUCACCGUGGAUCGCUCUCUCACCGUGGAUCGCGCGCUCACCAUGGAUCGCGCUCUCACCGUGGAUCGCUCUCUCACCGUGGAUCGCGCUCUCACCAUGGAUCGCGCUCUCACCAUGGAUCGCUCUCUCACCAUGGAUCACUCUCUCACCAUGGAUCUCUCUCUCACCAUGGAUCGCUCUCACCAUGGAUCGCUCUCACCAUGGAUCGCUCUCUCACCAUGGAUUGCUCUCACCAUGGAUCGCUCUCUCACCAUGGAUCUCUCUCUCACCAUGGAUCGCUCUCACCAUGGAUCGCUCUCACCAUGGAUCGCUCUCUCACCAUGGAUCACUCUCUCACCAUGGAUCUCUCUCUCUCACCAUGGAUCGCUCUCACCAUGGAUCGCUCUCUCACCAUGGAUUGCUCUCACCAUGGAUCGCUCUCUCACCAUGGAUCGCUCUCUCACCAUGGAUCGCUCUCACCAUGGAUCGCUCUCUCACCAUGGAUCGCUCUCUCACCAUGGAUCGCUCUCUCACCAUGGAUCGCUCUCUCACCAUGGAUCGCUCUCACCAUGGAUCGCUCUCACCAUGGAUCGCUCUCUCACCAUGGAUCGCUCUCUCACCAUGGAUCGCUCUCUCACCAUGGAUCGCUCUCUCACCAUGGAUCGCUCUCACCAUGGAUCGCUCUCACCAUGGAUCUCUCUCUCACCAUGGAUCGCUCUCUCACCAUGGAUCGCUCUCACCAUGGAUCGCUCUCUCACCAUGGAUCGCUCUCUCACCGUGGAUCGCUCUCUCACCGUGGAUCGCUCUCACCGUGGAUCGCUCUCUCACCGUGGAUCGCUCUCUCACCGUGGAUCGCUCUCUCACCGUGGAUUGCGCUCUCACCAUGGAUCGCGCUCUCACCAUGGCUCGCUCUCUCACCAUGGAUCUCUCUCUCACCAUGGAUCGCUCUCACCAUGGAUCGCUCUCUCACCAUGGAUCGCUCUCUCACCAUGGAUCGCUCUCACCAUGGAUCGCUCUCUCACCAUGGAUUGCUCUCACCAUGGAUCGCUCUCUCACCAUGGAUCUCUCUCUCACCAUGGAUCGCUCUCACCAUGGAUCGCUCUCACCAUGGAUCGCUCUCACCAUGGAUCGCUCUCUCACCAUGGAUCGCUCUCUCACCAUGGAUCGCUCUCACCAUGGAUCGCUCUCACCAUGGAUCGCUCUCUCACCAUGGAUCGCUCUCACCAUGGAUUGCUCUCACCAUGGAUCGCUCUCACCAUGGAUCGCUCUCACCAUGGAUCUCUCUCUCACCAUGGAUCGCUCUCUCACCAUGGAUCGCUCUCACCAUGGAUCGCUCUCUCACCAUGGAUCUCUCUCUCACCAUGGAUCGCUCUCACCAUGGAUCGCUCUCACCAUGGAUCGCUCUCUCACCAUGGAUUGCUCUCACCAUGGAUCGCUCUCUCACCAUGGAUCUCUCUCUCACCAUGGAUCGCUCUCACCAUGGAUCGCUCUCACCAUGGAUCGCUCUCACCAUGGAUCGCUCUCACCAUGGAUCGCUCUCUCACCAUGGAUCGCUCUCUCACCAUGGAUCGCUCUCUCACCAUGGAUCGCUCUCUCACCAUGGAUCGCGCUCUCACCAUGGAUCGCUCUCACCAUGGAUCGCUCUCACCAUGGAUCUCUCUCUCACCAUGGAUCGCUCUCUCACCAUGGAUCGCUCUCACCAUGGAUCGCUCUCUCACCAUGGAUCGCUCUCUCACCAUGGAUCGCUCUCACCAUGGAUCGCUCUCUCACCAUGGAUCUCUCUCACCAUGGAUCUCUCUCACCAUGGAUCGCUCUCACCAUGGAUCUCUCUCAUUCCAUGGAUCUCUCUCUCACCAUGGAUCGCUCUCACCAUGGAUCGCUCUCUCACCAUGGAUCGCUCUCUCACCAUGGAUCGCUCUCACCAUGGAUCGCUCUCACCAUGGAUCCCUCUCUCACCCUGUAUCGCUCUCACCAUGGAUUGCUCUCUCACCGUGGAUCGCUCUCUCACCAUGGAUCGCUCUCUCACCAUGGAUCGCUCUCACCAUGGAUCGCUCUCUCACCAUGGAUCGCUCUCACCAUGGAUCGCACUCACCGUGGAUCGCUCUCUCACCGUGGAUCGCUCUCUCACCAUGGAUCGCUCUCACCAUGGAUCGCACUCACCAUGGAUCGCUCUCUCACCGUGGAUCGCUCUCUCACCAUGGAUCGCUCUCUCACCAUGGAUCGCUCUCACCAUGGAUCGCUCUCUCACCAUGGAUCGCUCUCACCAUGGAUCGCUCUCUCACCAUGGAUCGCUCUCACCAUGGAUCGCUCUCUCACCAUGGAUCGCUCUCACCAUGGAUCGCUCUCUCACCAUGGAUCGCUCUCUCUCCAUGGAUCGCUCUCUCACCAUGGAUCGCUCUCUCACCAUGGAUCGCUCUCUCACCAUGGAUCGCUCUCUCACCAUGGAUCUCUCUCACCAUGGAUCGCUCUCACCAUGGAUCGCUCUCUCACCAUGGAUCGCUCUCACCAUGGAUCGCUCUCUCACCAUGGAUCGCUCUCACCAUGGAUCGCUCUCUCACCAUGGAUUGCUCUCACCAUGGAUCGCUCUCUCACCAUGGAUCGCUCUCACCAUGGAUCGCUCUCUCACCAUGGAUCGCUCUCACCAUGGAUCGCUCUCUCACCAUGGAUUGCUCUCACCAUGGAUCGCUCUCUCACCAUGGAUCGCUCUCUCACCAUGGAUCGCUCUCUCACCAUGGAUUGCUCUCACCAUGGAUUGCUCUCACCAUGGAUCGCUCUCUCACCAUGGAUCGCUCUCUCACCAUGGAUUGCUCUCACCAUGGAUCGCUCUCACCAUGGAUCGCUCUCACCAUGGAUUGCUCUCUCACCAUGGAUCGCUCUCUCACCAUGGAUCGCUCUCUCACCAUGGAUCGCUCUCUCACCAUGGAUCGCUCUCUCACCAUGGAUCGCGCUCUCACCAUGGAUCGCUCUCACCAUGGAUCGCUCUCACCAUGGAUCUCUCUCUCACCAUGGAUCGCUCUCUCACCAUGGAUCGCUCUCACCAUGGAUCGCUCUCUCACCAUGGAUCGCUCUCUCACCAUGGAUCGCUCUCACCAUGGAUCGCUCUCUCACCAUGGAUCUCUCUCACCAUGGAUCUCUCUCACCAUGGAUCGCUCUCACAUGGAUCUCUCUCAUUCCAUGGAUCUCUCUCUCACCAUGGAUCGCUCUCACCAUGGAUCGCUCUCUCACCAUGGAUCGCUCUCUCACCAUGGAUCGCUCUCACCAUGGAUCGCUCUCACCAUGGAUCCCUCUCUCACCCUGUAUCGCUCUCACCAUGGAUUGCUCUCUCACCGUGGAUCGCUCUCUCACCAUGGAUCGCUCUCUCACCAUGGAUCGCUCUCACCAUGGAUCGCUCUCUCACCAUGGAUCGCUCUCACCAUGGAUCGCACUCACCGUGGAUCGCUCUCUCACCGUGGAUCGCUCUCUCACCAUGGAUCGCUCUCACCAUGGAUCGCACUCACCAUGGAUCGCUCUCUCACCGUGGAUCGCUCUCUCACCAUGGAUCGCUCUCUCACCAUGGAUCGCUCUCACCAUGGAUCGCUCUCUCACCAUGGAUCGCUCUCACCAUGGAUCGCUCUCUCACCAUGGAUCGCUCUCACCAUGGAUCGCUCUCUCACCAUGGAUCGCUCUCACCAUGGAUCGCUCUCUCACCAUGGAUCGCUCUCUCUCCAUGGAUCGCUCUCUCACCAUGGAUCGCUCUCUCACCAUGGAUCGCUCUCUCACCAUGGAUCGCUCUCUCACCAUGGAUCUCUCUCACCAUGGAUCGCUCUCACCAUGGAUCGCUCUCUCACCAUGGAUCGCUCUCACCAUGGAUCGCUCUCUCACCAUGGAUCGCUCUCACCAUGGAUCGCUCUCUCACCAUGGAUUGCUCUCACCAUGGAUCGCUCUCUCACCAUGGAUCGCUCUCACCAUGGAUCGCUCUCUCACCAUGGAUCGCUCUCACCAUGGAUCGCUCUCUCACCAUGGAUUGCUCUCACCAUGGAUCGCUCUCUCACCAUGGAUCGCUCUCUCACCAUGGAUCGCUCUCUCACCAUGGAUCGCUCUCUCACCAUGGAUUGCUCUCACCAUGGAUUGCUCUCACCAUGGAUCGCUCUCUCACCAUGGAUCGCUCUCUCACCAUGGAUUGCUCUCACCAUGGAUUGCUCUCACCAUGGAUCGCUCUCUCACCAUGGAUCGCUCUCACCAUGGAUCUCUCUCUCACCAUGGAUCGCUCUCACCAUGGAUCGCUCUCUCACCAUGGAUCGCUCUCUCACCAUGGAUCGCUCUCUCACCAUGGAUCGCUCUCUCACCAUGGAUCGCUCUCUCACCAUGGAUCGCUCUCUCACCAUGGAUCUCUCUCACCAUGGAUCUCUCUCACACCAUGGAUCGCUCUCACACUCUGCUAGCCCCAACGAUUUAUCCGGACUCGGACAUUGCCAAGAGGAUGGCCUGUGGUCGGACGAAGGCAGAAGCCAUUGUCACGGAUGUGCUUGCUCCUGCCUCUGUCGAAGAUUGCUUGAAAGUCCUCAAAAGACCACUGAAUGAGCAACGAGAGGCCACAAACAAAGCCCACACGCCAUUCUUCUCAGUGGCUUCAGAUGCCUCCAAUCAUGGGACCACCAAGCUCUUUCCACUGUCAGUGUGUUACUGGAUGCCAGACUUGGGAGCACAGACGAAGGUCCUUGAUUUCUAUGAUGACAGUGAUGAAACAUCUGCUGCGAUCCACAACCAGAUAGUCACCAAGUUGGAGGAACACAUGAUAUCUGCGUAUUCCGCUGACAACGCUAGUGUGAAUUACGGGAGAUACAACUCGGUCUUCCAGAAACUGAAAGAGAACAACAAUUGCAUUUUGAAAGCAAACUGUGUGGCCCACAUUGUUCACAACAGUGCAAAACACGCAGGAGAUCGGCUAAAUAUCGACAUUGAAAAUGUUGUCAACAAGACCUUUAGCCACUUCUCCUCAUCUGCGAAACGCAUUGAGGAGCUUAAGUCAGUUCACACCUUUGUGGAGAUAGAGUACCAGUCCCUGCUUAGACAUGUGCCCACAAGAUGGCUGAGCUUGUGGCCUGCAGUUAAGAGGCUUCACGACAGCUGGGCUCCUAUCAAGACAUACUUUCUCUCACUGGGAGAGGACCAGUGCCCAAAGUCACUAUGGCGGCUGUUCAAGGAUGACCAGGAUGGUGAGGGCAACCCCCUUGAUCUACAGGUUUACCUGUCCUUCCUCAGCAAUGCGCUCAAGAUUUUCCACGGCACUGUGCUGGUGCUGGAGCGAGAAGAUGGUACUGUCUGUGAGCUCUACGAUAUGAUACGGGUGUACUCCUCCAGCAGUUUCCCAGACAGACAGGCAGCUGUGCUCAGAGAGGACAUGUGCAACUUCUACCAGUCCUCUCUCACCUACUUGGAGCAGCGCUAUGACUUCUCAGACUCCAACUACCAGAAGAAAGUGGCUAGCCUGGCACUAAAGAGCCCAUUCAACUUCUCCCAUCUCUGUGAAGCUGUAGAGGCCAUUGUGCAGUCUGGAGCUCCAGUGGUGGAGAAGUGGUCCACCUUACUCAAGCACACACACACACACCAAACAUGA